AUGUCUUUGCUCAGUUUCCCCCGUCGACACCGCUCGCUGCUUUGGUAUCGCAGCGCACAACGAGCUCUGGCACGGCGGCAACAGCGCCAGCUUCAACAGCAGCCGCAUACCAAGAUAUAUCGCACUCCUAUCCCCAGCAGAAUAUUGACCGCACCCACCACUACCAGUGCCGUCGUGGCGCUCGCUAAGCAGUCCCGCUCCACGGGGUCACUCGCUAAGAAUACGGUUGUCCACUCGGCAAAUACUGCCCCCGACCCCACGUCGUCUGCGGUAGCUGUGGCUGCAGUAGCCGCUGCGACAGUUUCUACGAGCGAAGACAGCACGAACGCCACGGCGACCCUGAUGUCGCGCCAAUUACCCCAUCCCGCGGAAACCGUGAUGACCUUGGCCACCGCGAAGGAGGCUAUCACAAGCGGCGCGUCGCUGGAGCUGUCGGCGGACCGAUCAGACAAGCCGCAGCCACAAGAGUCGUCAUGGAGCGCUAUGCUCAUUGCUUUGUUCGCCAUGAUUCAACCGAAGUGGACAAAGGAAAAAUUGAAACUCGACGAGAUCCCAUUUGAGGAGAUCCCCGUCACGUCUGUGCCGUCACAGGUCUCGGAAGUUCUUCCAAGCAGGGGAACUGCUCUAUUUUGGCGCUACGAUAUGGACAGCUAUGCAGCAAACUGCAAGAAUGAAGACAGGUCGCAGUACGUGCUGGAUUCGAUUGUGCGUCCAGGCAGAUGCACAGAGACUCCCGUAUUCUUUUGCGGGUGUUAUGACGGGCACGGCGGCGAAGAGGCGGUCGAUUAUGUUCAAAAGAAACUUUACAGUAACAUCCGCUCUCAUUUAACUGGAAAUGACGAGCCCGUGGUGCACUCCAUCAUUAUGGGUUUUAAGGACACGGAGGAGGAGUUCAAACGCCGGAGCCAGAUCAAGUUCGAACAGGGCUCUUGGUCGUCGUGCUCGGUAGGUGCGUGCGCAGUGAUGGCGCUAGUCAUUGAGAAGAAGUUGUACGUUGCAAGCUGCGGCGAUUGCCGUGCCAUCAUGGCGUAUCGCGAAUCCGACGGAUCCCUCAGCGUUGAACAGAUUACAUUUGACCAUUCAGCAAACGAGGAACGAGAACAGCGGCGUCUUCGUGUGUUGUACCCAGAGGACUACGACAUUGUGUGCGAGAUUGGACAUAACAACUUCUACGUCAAAGGUCGACUUCAGCCCACUCGCUCUAUUGGAGAUACCUAUAUGAAGGUGAAGGAUGUGAACCGUUACCCCAUGCCGCGCGGUCUGCGAAUCCGUGGCAGCUUUCGUCGACCCUACAUUUCCGCUGUCCCUGACAUUUUUCAAGUCGACCUUCAAGAUCGAAAGCCUGAGUUCGUUGUUCUUGGGUCGGAUGGCCUCUUUGGCGAGCUGAAGAACGAGGAGAUUGUGCAGCUUGUUGAUUUGUUCCGGGACCAGGGCGUGCAGAAUGUAAGCCAGGCGCUGCGCGAAACGGUGCUGGAACGCAUCGCAGAUAUUUACGGCACGACAGCGGAUGAUCUGGAAAACGUGCUGCCGGGGAAGCGGCGAGACUUCCACGACGACAUCACAAUCGACGUGCUGCACUUUGCUCCGCCGCGCACCGCAACACUGGCGAAGGCGGCGUGA
Phytophthora infestans T30-4 is the source of this 1620-nucleotide messenger RNA. Its product is annotated as protein phosphatase 2C, putative. NCBI's taxonomy places the organism in Eukaryota, Oomycota, Peronosporomycetes, Peronosporales, Peronosporaceae. Bases 1 to 1620 code for a protein of 539 amino acids. The record is from RefSeq and is a predicted model, not a curated record. Gene Ontology annotation, molecular function: protein serine/threonine phosphatase activity. Gene Ontology annotation, biological process: protein dephosphorylation. The transcript has 2 exons.